AUGGGCAGGAACCAUCACAACCAUCUUCGACUUCCUGAGCAUCUCUACCUCUCGCCUCCUCCACCCCCAACUCCGCCGUUCUCUUUCACCUCUGCUUCCCUCCUUGCUGUCAAGGCCGCAGUCCUUUUCUCCCCGUCCGCGAAUCUUUUCUGGGAGACUGGUGGCUCCAAACCCUUUGCUGUCGGCGAUCGCAUUCCGGGUUUCAAAACUUCUGCCGCUUUCUUGACUACCCUCAGAGCGAACCUCAUCCUCGACCUCGAAUCUACCCCACCCUCUUUAGCCAACACACCCGACAUCCUCAGACCGACCGACAUGGCUUCGUCCAGCGGCCUCCCUCCUCCUUCUCCUUCACCUCUGGUGCAAAGCGCCCAGACUGUCGGUGAAGCCUCUGCCCUCGCGGAGACGCAAGCAGGACCCCUCGACGGGGUCCCAGAGCUCACGACUAAACCCGCUGUGACGGAAGACGAUAAAGUUGAAGCACUGCACUUGAUUGCCGACUCUGUUGCGCAACAACGCCAACUUGCCUCCGCGGCCGUUAUUUUCCAUCCUUUGACUAUCUCAGUCCUUGUCCUUUUUCUCGGCCUUGCCUAUCAAAAUCUAUACAAAGGGGCCUAUUCGGAUUGGGCAAUUAUUGGCACGACGUCAGCGGGAAUUCUCAUGGCUGUGCUGAUCACCGUGCGCUGGCUGACAAGCGGCUAUAUUUUCGAGGCCGAGCGCGUAGGCACCUGGAAGUGGCUGAACGAAGGCCGUGACAAUUCAGACAAAGGCAUCGUGGGUUCUGAAGACGAAAUCCUCCUGACUCGAUUUGGGGAUGAUAUCAUUGGAACAAUCGUCGUUCGCGGCGUGCGGGAUUCUUCUGGCUCUUCGGGCAAGUCACGCAAAAAUGUGCCGACCAAUGGAUACAUACGGGCAUGGACAGUCAAGCGGAUAUAUAGACACAAAGGGGUAGGACAGGGCUUGCUCGAAGAAGCAGUUGCGCUGUGUCAGCAAAAAGGAUGGAGCGGCCCAGAAUUUGCAGAGGACCAUGCCAACUCGGCGAAUGUGCUCCAUCCGACUUUUUCGGGCGGUUUCAGAAAGAAAGAACGACAAGCAAGGGAGAUGCUGGAGAGGGUGAUUGAGGAGAGCAGAUCGAAUGCCAGCGGCAAGAAGGGCAAGAGAUGA
Molecule: messenger RNA, 1161 nt
Organism: Fonsecaea multimorphosa CBS 102226
Lineage: Eukaryota; Fungi; Ascomycota; Eurotiomycetes; Chaetothyriales; Herpotrichiellaceae
Exons: 2
Coding region: 1-1161 (386 amino acids)
Molecular function (GO): acyltransferase activity, transferring groups other than amino-acyl groups
Source: RefSeq, a predicted model, not a curated record